AUGAAUAGUCUAAUACCAGGUGCAUCACCAGGAAGUAGUGGGAACAGUGCAUUUGGUGGCUAUUCGUCAUGCAGUACACCAGAAGUUGAUGUUGUUGCAUGCACACCUUGCCCGCAACAACGGGUCACCGAUGAUGAUCAAAAAAGAUAUUUUUGUCAACGAUGCUUAAAUCAUGCACAAGAACAUCCUCGUAAAGGACAUAAACCAUUUUGCCAAUAUGCUAAUUGUGAAUGUGCCGAUUGUCGAAUGGUGGAAGAACGACGACGUCUAAAUAAUAUGUUAAGUUUGCGAAGAUUAGAUUCAAGUAAUCAGGGAUCAGAUCGUUCAAAUACUGGCAAAAAAAUUCGAGAUCCCAAAUGUGCUUUGUGUUCUGCUCAUGGUAAUAAACAACCACUUAGAGGUCAUAAAAAAGCUCAAUGUCCAUUUUUGAAAUGUGGUUGUCAUUUAUGUGGUUUGGUUGAAAAUCGACGAACCUUAAUGGCACGUCAAAUUAAAUUACGACGUGAUCAACAAAAACAACGUAAAGCUCAGCUGAAAGCUGCUACAUCGAACAAUUUAAUACAGGAACAAUCAAAUGCAACUACCCUUGGAUCAGAAAAAUUUUUCACAUCAAUUAAUAGUUUACAAAAGAAAAAUGAACCAGUACGUGUCCCACCAUAUAUGCCAGUUAUUAUAAAACCACAAAUAGUAAAGCCUCAAUUGCCUGUUCCAGUUAUUAUUCAGCCAACACCCAUAUUGCCUACCGCUACCGCUACCACUCCUACACCGAUAUUUGUUUCACCGGUCGAUAACAUUGAUCUACACUUUUUACCUUCAAAUUAUCAUCAUCAACUGGUAAAUCCGAUGCCGUUUCAUUUUGCACCAGUUUUACCAUGCGUGCCAACGAUACCGUUUUUAUCAGCUCCAUGA
Molecule: messenger RNA, 909 nt
Organism: Thelazia callipaeda (thelaziosis nematode)
Lineage: Eukaryota; Metazoa; Nematoda; Chromadorea; Rhabditida; Thelaziidae
Source: the annotation of a GenBank genome assembly